Molecule: messenger RNA, 1183 nt
Organism: Cydia splendana
Lineage: Eukaryota; Metazoa; Arthropoda; Insecta; Lepidoptera; Tortricidae
Gene: G6P
Product: glucose-6-phosphatase 2
Exons: 9
Coding region: 71-1168 (365 amino acids)
Biological process (GO): glucose 6-phosphate metabolic process; gluconeogenesis
Cellular component (GO): membrane
Molecular function (GO): glucose-6-phosphatase activity
Source: RefSeq, a predicted model, not a curated record
UAAAUCACCGUGAGACAUGCGUGAGACCUUGUGAUUAUGAUUCUUUGCCUGAUUAUGAUUCCUUAACGUUAUGUUGUGUCAAAUUAAAUCAUCAAGGGGAUUCACGAUGGAGCAAAUCUACGCUUUGGAGGUUGCUUUAAUCGAAUUUGUUCAAGACUGGUUCCGCGACUGGGACGGGUACCUAGAAUGGGUGAACAACGUCUCGGACCCACGCAUGUUACUGGAGUUCCUAUUCCCACUCAUCUCCAUCGUGGACUCGGUGUUCGCUGCUCAGAUGCUGCUGGUCCUCAGCUUCGGGGGCUGGUUCAACACUGUCAUGAAAUGGUGGUUACUAGAAGACCGUCCAUACUGGUGGGUGCAUGAAACCUCGUUCUACACCUCGCACCGACCGCGGCUUAGACAGACGCGACAAACUUGUGAAACGGGCCCGGGGUCGCCCUCCGGACAUAGCGCAGCCGGCGCGGCGACGUUGGUGUUGCUGCUCAUGUAUACAUCACACUUCAUGCGAGAUCGUAAAUGCUACAUGCGCUACUGGAAGUACGUCAUGUAUCCGCUGUGUGCUGCAGCGAUGGCGUCUAUCCUGUUAGCUAGAGUGUAUGUUGGGGCUCAUUUCCCUCACCAAUGCCUGUUGGGCGCCUUUGUUGGCGCCUUCAUGGCCCCAGCGCUAUGCCUCUACGUGUCGGACCCAUACAUCUGGAGGUACGGCCCGGAGCGGUGCGGGGUGGCGUGGCACGCGGCCGCCGCGGUUAUAGCGGCCGCUAUCGGAGGAGUUACCUACGCCGGCCUCAAGAUAUGUGGGAUAGAUCCGCAGUGGACUGUCAAAUUGGCAUUACGUUGGUGUCAGGAACCUUCGGAGAUCCACGUGACCACGACACCUAUGUUCUCGCUGAUGCAGGGCACCGCCGCCAUGUUGGGCUGGGCGCUUAGCGUGACCCCUGCAGUGGCCGAAUACCGUCAUUAUACGCCGCACCGCUCGCUGAUUAUAGCAUCGUUCACAACCGCUGUCAUUAUGUACGGCUUCCAACAAUUAUCGGCACAAGUCGACAAGACCAAUGUUUACAGGUUUUACACGAGUCACUUUGUGCUAAACGUAGUGACACCGGCGCUCCUGUUGCGGGUCACUCCGGCCCUCGCCAUGCUGCCUUUUACUCCCAAGGAUCAAAGAUAGCGCAUUAAAUCAGAA